This is a messenger RNA of Cherax quadricarinatus, 311 nucleotides long. The record is from RefSeq and is a predicted model, not a curated record. Lineage: Eukaryota; Metazoa; Arthropoda; Malacostraca; Decapoda; Parastacidae.
UGGCUCUCCCUCCUUGAGAACACUAAGAUUUCUCCAGUUACUGCCAAAGAAAUAUCUCCUUUCUUCAAUAUAGAACAAACAAUUAACGUGAAAGAUAAUCGUGUGAGAAGCUACACAGCUCUCCUACCACACCUCAGGUCGUGCGAGGUGAUGAUUGAUAUCCAGGGUGACCCUGGUGUUCUGCCUGACCUGCCUGACCUCCUGGGUGCCCUCACCAACCACCACUGCACAUACCUGAGACUACAGCACCACUACUAUCAUGCUGAGACAACCACCACUUCUGACAACCUCCUACAAGUUUUACAAUCUCG